Messenger RNA from Gavia stellata (red-throated loon), 1499 nucleotides. It is a transcript of the gene NEK2, whose product is annotated as NIMA related kinase 2. Bases 1 to 1335 code for a protein of 444 amino acids. The transcript has 9 exons. NCBI's taxonomy places the organism in Eukaryota, Metazoa, Chordata, Aves, Gaviiformes, Gaviidae. Gene Ontology annotation, biological process: protein phosphorylation. Gene Ontology annotation, molecular function: protein kinase activity; ATP binding. The record is from RefSeq and is a predicted model, not a curated record.
AUGCCCGGCCGCCCCGACGACUAUGAGGUGCUGCUCACCAUCGGCGCCGGCUCCUACGGCAAGUGCCGCAAGGUGCGCCGCAAGGCCGACGGCAAGAUCUUGGUGUGGAAGGAGCUUGACUAUGGCUCGAUGACAGAGGGGGAGAAACAAAUGCUUGUUUCGGAAGUGAAUUUGCUUCGCGAGCUGAGGCAUCCGAAUAUCGUCCGGUAUUACGAUCGGAUCAUCGACAGAAGCAGCACAACCCUGUACAUCGUGAUGGAGUACUGCGAUGGGGGUGACCUGGCUAGCUUAAUUGCACGGUGCACAAGAGAAAGACAUUACUUGGAAGAAAGCUUUGUUCUCCGAGUGUUGACUCAAUUGACAUUGGCCUUGAAGGAAUGUCACAGACGGAGUGAUGGUGGAGUCACUGUGCAUCGUGACCUAAAACCAGCAAAUGUCUUUCUAGAUAGCAAGCAGAAUGUGAAACUUGGAGAUUUUGGACUGGCUAGAAUACUGCACCAUGACACCAGCUUUGCCAAAACAUUUGUUGGAACUCCAUAUUAUAUGUCUCCAGAACAAAUGAACCACAUGUCAUACAAUGAAAAAUCUGACAUCUGGUCUCUAGGAUGUCUCCUGUAUGAAUUAUGCGCUCUCUCGCCUCCAUUUAGAGCUUACAACCAAAAAGAAUUGGCAGAAAAGAUAAGGGAAGGGAAGUUCAGACGAAUACCAUAUCGUUACUCAGAGCAGUUGAAUGAACUUCUCAAAGAGAUGCUGAAUGUAAAGGAUUAUUGUCGACCUUCUGUUGAAGAUAUUCUGCAGCACCCCUUGAUAGCAGACUUGGUUACAGAAGAACAAAGACAAAAUUCUGAUAAAAGAGGCUGGAGAUCAUGGGAGCCAGAAAGGUUGCAGCAUUCAGAUGCUGCAGUGAAUGAACUGAAACGGAAGGAACAACAAUUACAGGAGCGAGAACAAGCCAUUAAGGAGCGAGAGCAACGUUUGGAGCAGAGAGAACGGGAACUCUGUGUUCGAGAGAGACUGGCAGAAGACAAACUUGCUAGAGCUGAAAACUUGAUGAGGAACUACAAUCUCUACAAACAGCAGAGGACAUUAGCUUGUGCAGAUGGUCCAGAUAACAGACUCCUGCCCACCUUUUCUACAACGAAGAAGAAAGUACACUUUGAUGGAAGUGAAGAGAAUGCUGUGCCUCCUGUUAAUUUGGAGAACUAUCCCCUUUCCAAAGGGAAAUGCUCUGAUCUCAAAAAACGUCUAUAUGCUGCAAAUCUACGGGCUCAAGCACUGUCUGAACUGGAAAAAAACUAUCAACUAAAGAGCAGACAAAUCUUGGGCAUGCGCUGAAACUGUAACAUUGAUGUACAGUAUUUAACUUUUUAGAGUUGAUUAAAUGUAUAGGAAGAUACUUGUGCCUCCCGCUUUUAAGCUGGAACCUACUGAAAAUAUAUUUUGACAGUCGUUAUACAAACUCUUAGUCUACGAUAAGUAGUCCAUGAUAAGGACGUAAG